CAGGUCCAAGAUGGCGGCGGCGGCUCCUCCGGCUCCAUCGCCGCCUCCCUCCGGCCCCUGCUGCCCGGGCUCGUGGCCCAACUUCGCCGUCGUCUGCUCCUUCCUCGAGCGCUACGGGGCCUUGCUGGACCUGCCCGAGCUGCCCUUCCCCGAGCUGGAGCGCGUCCUGCAGCCGCCGCAGGAGCCCGCGGAACAGGUUCCAAAAGAAUUGGUGGAGCUUCACCUGAAACUGAUGAGAAAGAUUGGGAAGUCUGUCACGGCAGACAGAUGGGAAAAAUACUUGAUCAAGAUAUGCCAAGAAUUCAACAGCACUUGGGCUUGGGAGAUGGAAAAAAAAGGAUACUUAGAAAUGAGUGUUGAAUGCAAAUUGGGAAUUCUGAAGUAUCUCUGUGAAUGUCAGUUUGAUGACAAUCUAAAGUUUAAGAAUAUUAUUAACGAGGAGGAUGCCGACGCAAUGCGUCUUCAGCCCAUCGGGCGAGACAAGGAUGGCCUGAUGUAUUGGUACCAGCUGGAUCAAGAACAUAAUGUCAGGAUGUACAUAGAAGAACAGGAUGACCAGGAUGGAUCCACCUGGAAGUGCAUUGUUAGGAACCGAAAUGAGCUCGCCGAGACCCUCGAGCUCUUGAAAGCACAAAUAGAUCCUGCCCUGCUGAAAAACAACAGCCAGCAGGAGAACUCGUCACGUGAAAGCCCAAGCAUAGAAGAUGAAGAAACCAAAAAGACUGAAGAAGCUUCUCCACAAGAAAAUCAAUUAAAAAUUAAAGAAGAAAGAGAGGUGGUGGAGGAACAGUCAAAAGACUUGGAGAAUCUUCCUCUUCCUUUGGUCAAAGAAGAUGAAAAUAUGUUGAAAGUUGAGAAGGUGGAAGAAAAAGAAAUUAUCAAAUUGCCAGUAAUAGUAAAAUUAGAGAAGCUGUCAGAAUACAAUGAGGAAAAGCAAACAGUCAAAGAAGAAAGUGAUUCCUUUAAAGAAAAUGUCAAACCUGUUAAAGUAGAGGUGAAAGAAAACAAAGUAGAACCAAAAGACUUAAAAGAAGUAAAAAUUUGUACUGACAAAAUAGUAGUUCAUGAGCCGGAAAGAUUAGACUUUUGUGUUAAUGUCAGAACCCCCCAAGAAAUUGUGGAGAAAUCUGUGGAAGAAAGUGAAAAACUUAAAAAUGAUCAGCAGGCAAAAAUACCACUUAAAAAGCGAGAGAUCAAGCUGACAGAUGACUACGACAGCCCAAUAAAGGGGUCCUUGUGUAAAUGCGUCACUCCAACGAAGGAUGUCUUGAAGGAAGAAGGGAAACCAGAAGAGGAGACUUUUAAGAGAGUCCCUACAAUUACUGCUUUGUGUCCUGAGGGGAAAGUGCUCGUAAAUGGAGAGGUCAGCAGUGAAAGGAUAACCACAAGUGUCAUACAAAAUAAUAGAUCGGAACAUUCUCCUACCACAAAAGAAGACAGUUCAUUAAAGGAGAAAAAUGGUAAAAGUGGGGAGAAGGUAUCAGACUCCUUAAACUCUGUUAGUACAAUUAUGAAAGUGUGUGAGGUUGAGAAAAAUGCAGUAACUGUGGUCAAAGAGGUGGUGGGGUCUGUGGUCUCUGAUAUUCAGAAAGUGCCUUUAAAAGAGGAAUCUAGUCCUGUGGAUAAAGAGUCCCUCGACAGCAUAACUACUGAAAUGGUAGUGGAAGAGUCUUCACACUCUGGAGACUGUGCCAAAAAAACUGAAGAGAAACUAGCCGUGAAAAUCAAGAAGGACAGGCGCUCGCCGCCUAAUGAAUGUGUAGAAAAGCUAGAAAAUGCCACAAAUGCGUCUGCUCCUAAGGAACUGCCCAAGUUUGCACUAGCUGACAAAGAGAGUUGGAAAAGUAAAGGUGAGUCUGAGGAGAAAAAACCUGCUUCUCCCAAAGCUCCUGAGGCUCCUCCUUCGCCGUCUUCUAGUGAGACGCCCCCUUCGUCAUCGUCUACUGAGGCGCUCCUUUUGUCAUCUUCUGUGGAGGUGCCCCCUUCAGCUACUGCUGUUGAGGUGCCCCCUUCAGCUACUGCUGUUGAGGUGCCCCCUUCAACUACUUCUGUUGAGGUGCCCCCUUCAACUACUUCUGUUGAGGAGCCCCCUUCAACUACUUCUGUUGAGGAGCCCCCUUCAACUACUUCUGUUGAGGNGCCCCCUUCAACUACUUCUGUUGAGGAGCCCCCUUCAACUACUUCUGUUGAGGAGCCCCCUUCAACUACUUCUGUUGAGGUGCCCCUUUCUGUUGAGGUGUCCCCUUCUGCAUCAUCAGCCGAGGUGCCCCCUUCAACUGCUUCUCCUGAAAGGUGCCGUUCAUCUUCCUCUCCUGAAGUGCCCCCUUCGUCUACUUCUGUUCCAUUAAGGAAGUGCAUUUUAGAAAAGGAGGACUCUGAUACUAAGAGUGUAGUCCCCGAGGAAAGCAAAGUAGAAGUAAAAACAGACAGUGAAAAACAAGAGGAGCAGCUGGAGAUUGUCAAGACAGAACCAGAUAGUUUAGAUGAUGCCCAUGCUUCUAAUCUAGAGGAUUCCUCAGAGAGCAAAAAGGAAUCUCCAGCACCUAAAAGCAAAUUUAAAUAUAAGCUACUUACUGAAGAAGGAAGUUGUGCAACAGAUAAUAAAGAAAUAACUUCUGAAAGACAGAAAGAAGGAAUUAAGUUAACGAUCAGGAUCUCCAGUAGGAAGAGAAAGGCAGAAACACCACCAGAAGAGCUCGGCGUCGGUCGCACGUUAAGGCGAUCUCCGAGAAUAUCUAAACCUACUCCAAAAAUUGUGGAGACUCGGGAUCAGAAAUCAGAGAAGAAACGAGCUGAAGAGGAGGAGGAGAAACCUGCAGCAGCACAAAAACCAGAACGAAAAGAUGAUGCAAAAAAGCAGGAGAAGGAGUCAAAUUCUAAAGUUAAGAGAAGCAAAGUUCGGUGGACGGGCACUCGAACCCGUGGCAGGUGGAAAUACUCGAGUAACGAAGAAAGUGAGGAGUCCGAGAGUGAAAAAAACUCUGAGGAGGAAGAGGAGGAGGAAGAAGAGGAGGAGGAGGAACCUGCACCUGCUGAUGAUGAUGAGCCGUGCAAGAAGUGUGGUCUUCCCAACCACCCCGAGCUGAUUUUGUUGUGCGACUCGUGUGACAGCGGCUACCACACAGCCUGCCUUCGCCCUCCCUUGAUGAUCAUCCCCGAUGGAGAGUGGUUCUGCCCACCGUGCCAGCACAAACUGCUUUGUGAGAAAUUAGAAGAACAAUUACAAGAUCUGGAUGUGGUCUUGAAAAAGAAGGAGCGUGCGGAACGCAGAAAAGAACGCCUGGUUUAUGUGGGUAUCAGUAUAGAGAACAUCAUCCCACCUCAGGAGCCAGAAAUACCAGAAGGUCAGGAAGAAAAGAAGAAAGAUUCCAAAAAGCCAAAAUCAAAGCUGCUCGAAAGGAGGUCUACUAGGACCCGGAAGUGCAUAAGUUAUAGGUUUGAUGAAUUCGAUGAGGCAAUUGAUGAGGCAAUCGAGGAUGAUAUAAAGGAGGCUGAUGGAGGAGGCAUUGGCAGAGGCAAAGAUAUGUCUAACAUCACAGGUCACCGUGGCAAAGACAUUUCCACAAUCCUGGAGGAGGAAAGGAAGGAAAAUAAGCGACCACAAAGGGCUGCUGCAGCACGUCGCAAGAAACGACGGCGACUGAACGAUCUGGAUAGCGACAGUAAUCUGGAUGAAGAGGAGAGUGAAGAUGAAUUCAAGAUAAGUGAUGGGUCGCAGGACGAGUUUGUGAUAUCCGAGGAGAACCUGGAUGAGAGCGAGGAGGACCCGCCGUCAAACGAGGACAGCGACUCGGAGUUCUGCGCCCGCGUCUCCCGGCGCCACCUCUCCAGGCCCAUGAGGCAAAGCAGGCGGUUACGAAGGAAAACAGUCAAAAAAAGAUACUCCGAAGAUGAUGAAGAGGAGGAUUCCGAGGAGAACUCAAGCAGAGAGUCUGAAAGUGCUGAUUACACAGAUUACAGUGAUGAUGAUUACCUGGAAACCAGGAGGAGAAGAUCAAGGCGGAAUCAGAAGAGACAAGUUAAUUACAAGGAGGAUUCAGAGAGCGACGGCUCUCAGAAGAGCGUCCGAUACGGCAAGGAGCUGCGACGAGUGCACAAACGCAGGCUUUCCACUUCGGACAGCGAAGAGAGCUACACAUCCAAGAACUCCGAAGACGACGAAUCCGCGCAGGAGUCCAAGCGGCCGCUCCGGAAGCGCAGGCGGAGCACGGAUGAGUACUCCGAAGGAGAGGAGGGAGAGGAUGAAGAAGACGAAGGGCGGCCCGUCCGCAAGCGGCUGAACCGAAUCGAGACGGACGACGAGGACAACUGCGAGAGCGCCAACAACGACGGGGCGGAAACCGCCGCUGCGGCCGCCAAGGUGCCGCCCGCCGCGGACGCCGCCAAGAAGCCCUGCUACCGGAUAGAGAGCGACGACGAGGACGACUUCGACAACGUGGGCAAAGUGGAGAGCCCCUUGGACUACAGCCUGGUGGACUUGCCCUCCACCAACGGACAGAGCCCGGGCAAAACCAUUGAGAACUUGAUGGGCAAGGCCGGCGAGAAGCCCCAAGCGCCCAAGGACAGCACGGCCCCUGCCAGCCUGGCGCCCAACGGCACGGGCGGCGGGCAGGAAGCGGUGGGGCCCGAGGAAGACGAGGAUGAACUCUUGAGAGUGACUGACCUUGUCGAUUACGUCUGUAACAGUGAACAGUUAUAAGACUUCCAUUUUUGUGCUAAUUUAUUCCACGGUAGCUCAUACCAGCGGGCCAGUUAUUAAAAGCUGUUUUAUUUUUCCUAGAAAAUUCUCCACUACAGUAUCACUUUUUAGAAGCAAGAAUUUCACCAGUCCUGCAGUCUUUCUGUGAAGUGACCAGUUUUGAACUUUGAAGAUGAAUUGCUGUAAAUUCCCUCUUUUACACCCCUUUUCCUUCCAAGUCCAUGGUCCUGGGUAAUUUCACUCACACACACAAAAAAAGACCCUUAUAACAACAAGAGAUUUGUAUAUUUUUGACUUUAUAUUUCCUGAGUGCAUACAAAUUUGUGGAAAUGGGUGGCCUAAGAAAGCAUUCCAAAUUGGUCAGGGCCCAAACCGGAAUUGGGGUGGGUUUGGCUCAUGGGGUGUGUUGGGGGGGGGGUGGUACAGAAGCACUUGUGCUUUAGCUUUUUCAUAUGAGAUAUAUAUUAUAUUUAAAUGUUCACAACUUAGAUUACAACUUAACAGACAGUUAAAAAAAAUUAAUGUCUGUACUGUCGCAUCUUGUGAGUUGUAGGUUAACAUACCAUAGCCCAUUUUAGUAAUCACCUUCCUGGAAGCAGUUUGAUUUUUAGUACUGGAGGUAAACACAGCUAAUAAAGAGGCCAAGAAGGUACCAUAAACAAGAACUCUACUCUCCAUUAUGACUUGCAGACUUUCCUAAUAAACAUCCUUUAAAGUGUUUGUACAGUAAAGUGUACUGUAAUGAACUUCCCGGCAGUGAAUUGCUAAAGCUGUCUCACGCGUAGCUCAUGAGAUGGUCUCUGGUGCCCGUGUCUAGGGGGAGGCCGUGUGGAGACGAAGUUGGUCUGUAGAUCGGAUGGCAUCGGGACGUGCUGCCCUUAGAGACCCCCGAAGCUGCUGCCUGGCCGCCUGUGCUGAACCACCCGUGGGUGCUUGGAGCGGAGCGUGUCCGUACGCACCACCGCAUCGACCGCAGAAUUCCAGCGCGCCCCACGACGGAGGGAUUUUUCCGACAAACCGCGACUGGUCCAUUCAUGUCCUUAAAUAUCUACU
This is a messenger RNA of Nothoprocta perdicaria, 5752 nucleotides long. It is a transcript of the gene RSF1, whose product is annotated as remodeling and spacing factor 1. Gene Ontology annotation, cellular component: RSF complex. Bases 11 to 4699 code for a protein of 1562 amino acids. Gene Ontology annotation, biological process: regulation of DNA-templated transcription. The record is from RefSeq and is a predicted model, not a curated record. The transcript has 16 exons. Lineage: Eukaryota; Metazoa; Chordata; Aves; Tinamiformes; Tinamidae.